Molecule: messenger RNA, 2985 nt
Organism: Notothenia coriiceps (black rockcod)
Lineage: Eukaryota; Metazoa; Chordata; Actinopteri; Perciformes; Nototheniidae
Product: cyclic nucleotide-gated cation channel beta-1-like
Exons: 20
Coding region: 64-2838 (924 amino acids)
Biological process (GO): retina homeostasis; monoatomic cation transmembrane transport
Cellular component (GO): intracellular cyclic nucleotide activated cation channel complex; photoreceptor outer segment; plasma membrane
Molecular function (GO): intracellularly cAMP-activated cation channel activity; cGMP binding; intracellularly cGMP-activated cation channel activity
Source: RefSeq, a predicted model, not a curated record
CCACGCGGGUGCAGCAGUACUUCCUCAACGUCCAGAACCGCCUCAACAGCCUUAUGCCUCAAGAUGCCUAAGAAACAACAACAACAGCAAAAACAGAAGCAAGACAAGAAUCAGCAUGACGUGGAACUGAACCGGCUCGUCCGGCCCUCCCCUCUCUCUCCUGCUCAUCUCCGGUCCCGCUCCCCGUCUCCAUCCUCCCUCAACGGCAGCACCCUCGAGUUGCCCAAUGUGCCAUCCUACCCGCGCCUGCCGCCAAUCGUCAGCUCCCCCUCAAAGCAGCUCAACUCAGCGUCCUGCCAGCUCUCAGGUCUCUCUAACCCGGCGUUCUUCAUAGAAGACGACUCAGACAUUCCAGCAAUAAGAGCUGCAGAGAGCUCUAGCCUCAGCCUUCGGCCAGCUGUCAAUGUAGAAGAUGUCGACUCCGACCAUGAGAGAGGAGGUGAAAGAGGAGCAGGAGGAGGUGGGGAGGGUCAGAGCCAUGUCCCCCAAAUCCUCGGCCCCCAGGACCCCAAAAUCACAACCCUCACUGUCCCUGUGACCCCUUCAGGAUGUCGCCAAAGCAAAGGAGACAAAGACAGUGGGAGGAAUCGUAUAUGGACUAAGAUUAGGACCCUUCACUCUCAAAGUGAAGAUGAUGAUGAAGAAGGAAGCACCCACGUCAGAGCCUGGCCCAGCCAGUCCAGCCUGCACAGCUCAGAAGACAUAAUGAGAGAGCGGCCAGCAUCGUCGGCCAGUCAGACCAGUACGGUGGUGAAUGAGCGUCUCCAGGAGCUGGUCCGGAUGUUUAAAGACAGAACGGAGAAGGCGAAGGAGAAACUCAUAGACCUGGACAGCUCUGAUGAAGACAGCAUCGUCCCCUCUCCUCCUCAGACUUCGACUGCUCAGCCUGAAGCUCAGCCAGUGGUCGGAGGAGAGAAGGAGGAAGAGGCAGGCCCCUCAGGAGGAAGAGGAGGAGGAGGAGUGGAGAGUGGAGUGGAGGAGCAGCAGUCUGGCCGCUGCUGCAAGGUGAAAGCUCCUCGGUGGAUACUCGCUUGUGUGCACUACCGCUUCCCUGCCAGCAUCGACCCUUUCACCAACUUGAUGUACGUGCUGUGGAUGUUUUUGGUCUCUUUUGCGUGGAACUGGAACGCUUGGUUCAUCCCGGUGCGCUGGGCCUUCCCCUACCAGACCCCCGACAACAUUUACUACUGGCUGCUGACCGACUACCUGUGUGACCUCAUCUACAUCCUGGACAUGACCAUCUUUCAGCCGCGCCUGCAGUUCGUCCGUGGAGGAGACAUAGUGUGUGACAAAAAAGAGAUGAGAAAGAAUUACAUGAAAACCAAACGCUUCAAGUUUGACUUAGCCAGCCUUGUUCCCCUGGAGAUCUUCUAUUUUAAAACUGGCAUCAACCCUCUGCUUCGUUUACCCCGGCUGCUGAAGAUAAACUCCUUCUUUGAGUUCAACGAGCGUCUAGAGGCCAUCUUGACCAAAGCCUACAUCUACAGGGUGAUCCGCACCACCACCUACCUUCUCUACUGUCUCCACUGUAAUGCCUGCCUGUACUACUGGGGCUCUGCCUACACAGGGCUGGGCUCCACACAGUGGGUGUACAACGGCAAAGGCAACAGUUACAUUCGCUGUUACUACUUUGCUGUGAAGACCCUGAUCACCAUUGGUGGUCUGCCGGACCCCACCACCCUGUUCGAGAUUGUCUUUCAACUCAUCAACUACUUUGUUGGAGUCUUUGCCUUCUCAAUAAUGAUUGGACAGAUGCGUGAUGUGGUCGGCGCAGCCACUUCAGGUCAGACUUACUACCGCACAUGUAUGGACAACACCAUUAAAUACAUGUCCUCAUAUCGCAUCCCCAAAGACGUGCAGAACCGUGUCAAAACCUGGUACAACUACACCUGGCAAUCACAAGGCAUGCUGGAUGAGCAGGAGCUGCUGACUCAGCUGCCAGAUAAAAUGCGUCUGGACAUCGCUAUUGAUGUCAACUACUCCAUCGUCAGCAAAGUCGCUCUUUUUCAGGGUUGUGACAGACAGAUGAUCUUUGAUAUGCUGAAAAGCCUUCGCUCAGUUGUCUACCUGCCUGGGGAUUAUGUCUGCAAAAAGGGGGAGGUGGGUCGUGAGAUGUACAUCAUAAAGGCGGGGGAGGUGCAGGUGGUCGGGGGACCGGAUGGAAGGACCGUGUUUGUCACCCUCAGAGCGGGAUCAGUCUUCGGGGAGAUCAGUUUGCUUGCAGUGGGUGGGGGUAACCGGCGCACAGCAAAUGUUAUCGCUCAUGGAUUUGCCAACCUCUUCAUCCUGGACAAGAAAGACCUGAAUGAGAUCCUGGUGCACUACCCAGAGUCCAAGAAACUGCUCCGCAAGAAGGCCAGGAAGAUGCUUACCAAGGGAAAGAAACCUGAGCCCAAAGAAGAGCCUAAAGGUCCCCCUCAGGCCCCGGCAGCCCCUGUAAGACCGGAAACCCCCAAACUGCUGAGAGCAGCCCUGGAGAUGGCAGAGAGAUCCACAGGACUUAAAGGAGCUCUGGCUAAAGUCAAAGAGAAGACCAACAAGUCCAGUGUCUCAUUACAGCCCUCCGUCUGCUCCUCCCUGCCUCCUCCAUCUCCCUCCUGCAGCUCCGGCCCUGACAGAGACGAGGACACACCGUCACCUCUCUCCACCAGCUCUGCCACAUUUCGCUCUGCCUCCCGUUGCUGCAACAACAACAACAACAACAACUCUGCGAUGCCUCACUCUGCGUCACAGUGCCACGGCGAUUCGGAGGAAAUGCUCACAAUGGACCAAGGAGAGGAGAGUGUGAGCGAAACUGAAGGGAACGAGGGUAGGAAGAGGAAAGAAAAAAAGUUGUGAUAAUUAUUUAAAGGACAACGCAAGAACUGGAUAACAAUCCUGAAUAGGAGAGGGGAAAUUGGUGUGAUGGAAAUAGACAUCGCUUUAAAGGGGCCCUAUCAUGCAUUUAUGAGCUCUGGUUUCAGGCAGAGGGUGAAAAGAGAUGCU